Molecule: messenger RNA, 2052 nt
Organism: Cicer arietinum (chickpea)
Lineage: Eukaryota; Viridiplantae; Streptophyta; Magnoliopsida; Fabales; Fabaceae
Product: EH domain-containing protein 1
Biological process (GO): endocytosis; endosomal transport
Cellular component (GO): plasma membrane; cytoplasm
Molecular function (GO): protein binding; GTP binding; calcium ion binding
Source: RefSeq, a predicted model, not a curated record
ACUAUUAUUUCCAAAAAUAAAAAUUCAGCAAACACUAGUUAAAUAUUUUCCCAACUCUAAAUAGAUUGCUUCCAUUACUAAAACUUGUAAGUAGUAGUCGUCGUUUAAAUGCUCUCGUAAAAAAGAACACUACGAACGACAUCACAAAUUCCGCGUUUUGGAAACGUAGCAGAGUAUUGUUCUGCUAUCAAUGGAGUUCGAUCCGGUUCCAAUCGGUUCGUGCUCCAAAGAACACCAGAACAUUUACCAGAACUGGUUCAGUUACGCUGAUUCAGACGGUGAUGGCCGCAUAACGGGGAAUGAUGCCACCAAGUUUUUCUCCAUGUCCAAUUUGUCUCGUCAAGAUCUUAAACAGGUGUGGGCUAUUGCAGAUUCAAAGCGACAAGGAUAUCUUGGUUUCCAAGAGUUUAUCAUUGCUAUGCAGCUAGUUUCUUUGGCACAAUCUGGGCACCCAAUAACACAUGAUCUGCUGAGUAGUGAUGUUGAUUUGAAAGAUCUGAAACCUCCUACAUUGGAGGGUUUGGAUGUAUUAUUAGCUAAGAACAAGCAUAAACAAAAAGAUGUGGAUGUAAAUGGUAGUUCUCAAUUACAGCCAUCACUAUCAAGUAGUUGGUUUUCUUCAAAGUCCACAAAAAAGGUGCCGCUUUCCUCUGUGACAUCAAUAAUUGAUGGCUUGAAGAGACUCUACAUCCAGAAGUUGAAGCCUUUAGAAGUUACUUACCGCUUUAAUGAUUUUGUCUCCCCAUUAUUGACAAAUAGUGAUUUUGAUGCCAAACCAAUGGUUAUGCUUUUGGGUCAAUACUCAACUGGUAAAACAACAUUCAUCAAACAUCUGCUUAAAUGUAGUUAUCCAGGUGCACAUAUUGGUCCUGAGCCUACUACUGAUAGGUUUGUUGUUGUCAUGUCUGGAUCUGAUGCGAGAAGCAUUCCUGGAAAUACUGUUGCUGUCCAAGCUGACAUGCCAUUUAGUGGUCUUACAACUUUUGGCACAGCUUUUUUGUCAAAAUUUGAGUGUUCACAAAUGCCUCAUCCUCUACUGGAGCACAUUACAUUUGUGGACAGUCCUGGAGUUCUAUCUGGAGAAAAGCAACGAACGCAGCGAGCAUAUGAUUUUACGGGUGUAACAUCUUGGUUUGCUGCCAAGUGUGAUUUGAUACUCCUCUUGUUUGAUCCUCACAAACUUGAUAUUAGUGAUGAAUUCAAUCGCGUAAUAUCAUCCUUACGGGGACAUGAUGACAAAAUUCGAGUGGUUUUGAACAAGGCAGAUCAAGUUGAUACUCAGCAACUAAUGAGGGUUUAUGGAGCCUUAAUGUGGUCUCUUGGGAAGGUGCUGAACACACCAGAAGUCAUUCGUGUGUAUAUUGGCUCCUUUAACGACAAGCCUGUAAAUAAUGCUGUCAGUGGUCCAAUUGGAAAGGAACUGUUUGAAAAAGAACAGGAAGACCUUCUUUCAGAUCUGAAAGAUAUACCAAAGGCGGCUUGUGAUCGAAGAAUCAAUGAAUUUGUAAAACGAGCCCGAGCUGCCAAGAUACAUGCUUACAUUAUCAGUCAUCUUAAGAAGGAGAUGCCUGCAAUGAUGGGCAAAGCUAAAGCUCAGCAAAAACUCAUUGAUAACUUGGCGGGUGAAUUUGGAAAGGUACAGAGGGAGUUCCAUUUACCUCCUGGCGACUUUCCAAAUGUUGAGCAUUUCAGAGAGAGCUUGCGUGGUUAUAAUAUUGACAAGUUUGAGAAAUUGAAGCCAAAAAUGAUACAAGUAGUUGAUGACAUGCUUGCUUAUGACAUUCCUAACCUCUUGAAGAAUUUUAAGAAUCCUUAUGAUUAAAUUUAUGAGCACUUGAUCCAGUAAGGGGUUGAUUUGGUUGGAGUGACAUUUGUAGCAUACUAAUAUUACGGAUUAUUCAUGUAAUUAAUGUAAGUUCAUUUUGGAUCUUUAUGUAAUAAUCCCAAGCCCAUUCUUCUGAAGUAGUAGAGAGUUCUAACGAUCGAAUAUGAACUUUUUUCUCUAUCAUCAUCGACAACAAAGUUUCAAAACAAAAAAGUAAAGUGAAAACA